AGCAAACACUCCGGUACCGCUUUCGUUUGGUCUCUGAAGACUUAAGAGGAUCAGGGGGCUCUCCUAUUAGUUCUUUAUUUUUGACCUGAAAUCACUAACAGCUUCACUAAUAGAUUUUUAAAUUUUAGUCACAGCCUCGACACAGGUUACGACGCCUCAACGUGAAGAGAGCGAUCACAUCGAACGUGGCAAGUUUUCUUUUAAAAAUUCGAAUCAAUUGUGUGCAGCACAUGUACCACUACGAAUGGGACAGUAGUUCCGACGACGACGACUUUCGUUCCGAUUAUUCGUCCGCAAGUGACUUCGAACCCUUACGAAAAGACGUCAAUUGGGAGGUCGACAAAGACCGAUUUGAACUGCUCCGUCGACUUCAUUAUCGCAUAACGUGGGAAUGGAAAUCAUACCGAAUUCCCAAUUUCCGAUCAGCUUUUCGAGACGAAGAGAUGGAUCGUCUUCUCUCGGAUUGCGUGAACCAUCGGAAAGGAAAGCACGAUGAUGACGAUUGGUUGAGCAGAUUCAUCGGGAUAGUGGCCGGCAGCGGUUACAAGGACCAGCCCAAGGACGAUGAUGAAAAUCGCACGACACCCAUUCAUCGCGCGGCUAGAUCACAUACGUGUAGCGUAUGGAUCGUCGAUCAUCUAUUCGAUAUCUACGACAGGUACGACGUGAAUUACCGCGACGAAACUGGAUUGACGCAUUUCCAUGUGGCCUGCAAGUACGGCUGCCAAGAGAUGGUGGAGAAAUUCCUCGAGGCCGGUCAGGAUCCGAACGUCGUUUGGCGAAAGACGGGCGACUCGCCGCUUCAUCUGGCCGUGGAAAAUUAUCAGCCCCGAGUGAUUUCGUCGCUGCUCAGCAAAGAUGCCGAUCCCAAUUGGGCCAACGCAGAGGGAUCGACUCCUCUGCACUCGAUCUGUCAAAGAGACGAGGAGAUGAAGAUGUUCUUCGAUAUCUGCGACGAGUUGAAUCGGACCGUGCAAGUCGAUGUUAAAGACAAGAAGGGCCUGAUACCUCUGCAAUUGGCCGUGGCGAAUCUCGAUCCGAAUGCGGUCGAGCUCCUCUUGGAUCGUGGCGCCGAUCUGUCGAGCUUUACCUUUCCCACCGGGAUCAAUUACUUCGACGGCCGAUAUAGAUCAAGUAAGAGCCGGCUCGGACUCGCGUCCAGCAUCGUGAUCUGCGUCGAACUGCUCGAGAAGCGAGGCUACGAGCUGCACCGCGGCGACGUACUCGGGAUCCUGAAACUAUUCUCCGGGUACGAAAUGUUCCUGAGGUCGGACUACUACAACGACGAUAAAAACGACGACGACGAGGACUUCGAGAACGAAGCCAAAGCGAUAGCGGUGAAUUCGCGACUGUCCCUCUACGAUCUGUUCCGGUCGGCCGAGCAGCUGCUGGAGCUGAAGCAGGUCACGCACGCGGACUGCGAGAGGUUGUCGCGCUCGGACGAGUACCGGGCUUUUUGGUCCCGUCGCGUAUUGCAUCGCUCGAUUCAGCUGUGUGACAAGAUAUCGCGGAAACUUGUCCAGGACUGCGCGCUGGAGCCGUUCUGGGAGUUGAUGGGAGGCAGACUGCCGUUGGAGUGCUGUCGAGCGAUACUUGGGAAGUUGACGAACGAAGAUCUGUAUAACAUUUGCUUGGCGUCUGAGGGAUAAA
Trichogramma pretiosum is the source of this 1650-nucleotide messenger RNA. Its product is annotated as integrin-linked protein kinase homolog pat-4-like. The record is from RefSeq and is a predicted model, not a curated record. Gene Ontology annotation, cellular component: nucleus; cytoplasm. Bases 231 to 1649 code for a protein of 472 amino acids. Gene Ontology annotation, molecular function: protein binding. The transcript is spliced from 2 exons. Lineage: Eukaryota; Metazoa; Arthropoda; Insecta; Hymenoptera; Trichogrammatidae.